Molecule: messenger RNA, 1743 nt
Organism: Penicillium argentinense
Lineage: Eukaryota; Fungi; Ascomycota; Eurotiomycetes; Eurotiales; Aspergillaceae
Product: MFS transporter
Exons: 3
Coding region: 1-1743 (580 amino acids)
Biological process (GO): transmembrane transport
Cellular component (GO): membrane
Molecular function (GO): transmembrane transporter activity
Source: RefSeq, a predicted model, not a curated record
AUGGCAGCCACCGGCUCAGAGCACUCGCAAGAGAAAUGGCCGCAAAACACAGAGCACCAGUCGCGCGACUCAGACUCGAUCGGAGAGUCCAUCUCCUCGGUGGAUACACAGCAGGACCACGAUGCGCUGGGCAAGACCCUCACAGUUCGCGCAUCGCGCAACUCAGAGCACAUGUCCCUCUCGCAGCGUGUCACGACUAUCCCAACGAACGGCACCUCCAAUCCAAACUAUGAAGUCGACUGGGAUGGCGAGGAUGAUCCUGAGAAUCCCAAGAACUGGACUCUGGGAUAUAAAGCUAUGGGAUUGCUCUUUCUGUCUUGGAAUACACUCAUCGUUGUCCUCUACUCAACUUCCUACACAUCAGGCGUCACCCAAAUCGGCGCCGAAUUCUCUGAAUCCUCAACAAUCGUCACGCUAGGCCUUACAUUCUACCUAAUCGGCCUCGCCAUCGGCUCAAUGUUCAUGGCUCCCCUCAGCGAAGUCUACGGCCGUAAACCCGCCUGCAUCGGCUGCCUCUCAAUAUUCACUAUCCUAAUCAUCCCCUGCGCCCUCGCCAAAUCGGUCACGGCUCUCAUCGUCAUCCGCUUCAUCGGCGCCUUCUUCGGCAGCGUCAUGAUCUCAACGGCACCCGGAAUGGUCGCGGAUCUAGUCGAUGACGAGCAUCGGGCUCUCGCAAUUUCGAUUUGGAGUAUUGGACCGCUGAAUGGACCCGUUCUUGGACCUGUUAUUGGCGGUUUUGUUACACAGUACCUGGGCUGGCGAUGGAUGUGCUGGAUUGCGCUCAUGCUGUCGGGCGUUGCGCUUGUUUUUGCGCUUGUUUUGAAAGAGACGUAUGCGCCGACGCUUUUGCAAAAGAAGGCUGCUCGAUUGCGAAAGGAGACGGGUGAUGAGCGCUGGUGGUCGCGGUAUGAUCAGAAAGCGAGUCUUUCUGAGAUUCUCAAGUUGAAUCUGAGUCGGCCGUUUGUGAUGGCUGUCACUGAGCCGAUUUGCAUCUUCUGGAACAUCUACAUCGCCAUCGUCUACGGAAUCCUCUACCUCUGCUUCACAGCCUACCCCAUAGUCUUCGAAGAAAUCCGCGGCUGGAGCCUCGGUUUCUCCGGCCUCGCAUUCCUGGGCAUUGGCAUUGGCGUCCUCAUCACCAUCGCCUGUGAACCUUUCGUCCGCCGCCUCAUCAACAGCCACGAAGUCGAUCCCGAGACGGGCAAGCCCCACCCCGAGGCAAUGGUCUCCUUCGUCUGCAUCUGCUCGAUCCUCAUUCCCAUCGGCGAGCUCUGGUUCGCCUGGACCUGUGCCCCGGCCUCAAUCCACUGGAUCGUCCCGCUGCUCGCCGGUAUUCCGUUCGGCGCAGGAAACACAGGCGUCUUCAUCUACGCUUCCAACUAUCUCACCUACAGCUAUGGCAUGUACGCCGCCAGUGCGUUGGCGGGUAACUCGGUUAUUCGCAGUGUGUUGGGUGGGGUGCUCCCGCUGGUCGGAUCGUAUAUGUAUGACAGCCUCGGACCGAAUUGGUCGGGGACUUUGCUGGGACUGUUGGAGGUUGCUAUUGUGCCUAUCCCGUUUGUCUUUUAUAAGUAUGGGUAUAAGAUUCGCAUGAAGAGUAAUCUUAUUGUGCGCAUGCAGGAGGAUAAGAAGAAGCUUGAGGGUCGACGGGCGAAGAAGGGGCCUAGGCAGGGGCUGCGCCUCCGAAUGAUGAGGAGAAGCAGAAUGAGGCGAACUGAGUACGCUCGUUUUGUGAGUCUUUAA